GCAUGUAUGUGCAACGUUUGCAAGAAGAGUUCCCGAAUCUAUCUCAAGAUCAAAUAGAUGAGAGUCUUGAAACAUAUUUUUCUAUAUGGUUCAAGGAAUAUGUUCGAUCCAAUCAUAUUGAGAACAAAUACUUGCGUAGUCUUGCUCAUGGACCAUUAAUAAGAGCAUAUGCUUAUCCAAUGUGUUUUGUUAAUGGAUACAAAUUUCACACAUUACGUCGCGGUAGUGCUAGAUCAACAAUGAACAGUGGAGUUUGUAUCUCGGAUCCAAAUGUUGGAGAUUACUAUGGACGGAUACAAGAGAUUAUACAAGUGGAAUACCGUGAAGCACCUUUAAAGCAAACUACAUUAUUCAAGUGUGAAUGGUUUGAUCCAACUAUGAAUGUUGGUGUUAAGGAGCAUAAUCAGUACAAAUUGGUCGAUGUUAACCAUCGUCGUCGGUUUAACAAAUAUGAACCUUUUAUUCUUGCAAUGCAAGCAACUCAGGUGUGUUAUGUGUCUUAUCCUAGCAUAAAAAAGGACAAGGAUGAUUGGUUAGCUGUAUUGAAAGUCAAACCUCGAAAUGUUAUUGAAUUACCUGAUGAGGAAGUGAUCACAACUCCGGAAGUGGAACUAAAUCUUCCAUUCCAAGUUGAAGAAGUUGAAGUCCAUGAGAUAGAUAUGAAUAUGAUCAUUGAUGAAGUUAUACUCUUGCAUGAUCCAAAUGGGGAAGCAAUUGAAAUGGAUGAACCAAUUGAUGAUGGAUUGUUUCCAGAGCAUCGUGAAUCCGAAGAAGAGCAUCAAGACUCUGAAGAAGAAUCUACAGAAGAUGAGUAUGAAAUCGAGGAGGAUGAUGAGGAGGAGUUCGAAGAAGAAAUAGAUACUGACUAG
Lycium ferocissimum is the source of this 869-nucleotide messenger RNA. RefSeq lists its product as uncharacterized. Bases 3 to 869 code for a protein of 288 amino acids. The transcript has 2 exons. The record is from RefSeq and is a predicted model, not a curated record. Lineage: Eukaryota; Viridiplantae; Streptophyta; Magnoliopsida; Solanales; Solanaceae.